Messenger RNA from Colletotrichum scovillei, 1430 nucleotides. RefSeq names its product RNA binding protein. Gene Ontology annotation, molecular function: mRNA binding. Gene Ontology annotation, biological process: mRNA export from nucleus. The record is from RefSeq and is a predicted model, not a curated record. The transcript has 8 exons. Lineage: Eukaryota; Fungi; Ascomycota; Sordariomycetes; Glomerellales; Glomerellaceae. Bases 152 to 1156 code for a protein of 334 amino acids. Gene Ontology annotation, cellular component: nucleus.
ACUUGAGUCGCGAUCAGCUUUGUUGUCCCUUUUACAUCCUGCAGCAAAGUUCACAUCCCACGGUACCGAGGUGAUUUUUUGACCACCCAAUUCGACAUCUUGGGUUGCAUCAAUUCUUUUUCUGGACAUAUUUUCCACCCAACAAAUCAUCAUGGCGGACAAGCUGGACCGCAGCCUUGACGAGAUCCUUGGCGAGAAGAAGAGCGACGGCCCUCGCAACAACCGUGGAAACGGUAGAGGUGCCCCCCGAAGACGCGAACGCGAACGCCAGGAAUAUCCUCGCGACGGCGUUAGAAAGUCCUUCCGUGACGAGCCUAGAAACCUCGAUAGUGAAUGGGUUCACGAUCGAUUCGAAGAGCACGACAACCGCCGUGCGCCGGCCCCUCGACGGAGACGCGAUGAGCCUGAGCAGAGAGAUUCGAGCAGCUCGAAAAUCCGCGUCGAGAACAUCCACUACGAGUUGACUCCUGACGACUUGGAGGAAUUGUUUAACAGAAUCGGCCCUGUCGCGAAGUUGGAUCUCAAGUAUGAUCGCGCUGGUCGCUCCGAGGGCGUUGCCUUCGUUACGAUGGAGUCCCGCGAGGAUGCUUUGGACGCGAUCAAGCAGUUUGAUGGUGCUAAUGCUAACGGCCAACCCAUCAAACUGUCAAUCAUUGGCGGUGGAGCUGGCGGUCGAUCUCGCAACCCCUUUGACUCGGCGGUGAUGCCGGGCCGUCCACUUGCAGAGCGAAUCUCUGCUCCCGGCGGUCGCUCGAGAUCCAUGUCUCCUGGACGAAGAUACGAUGUCGACGAGGCUGCUGAGAGAGGCAUUGACAGAUACGUCCCCGGAAGCCGUGGAAACCGUUCGCGAAGCCCUAUGCCCCGCCGGCGCGGAAACGGUGCCGGCGGUGGUGGACGCAGACCUGGAGCUCGCAGAGAGGGCGGUAGAGAUGGUGGCAGAGACGGUGGUAGAGAUGGCGGCAGGGACCAAGAAGGUGGAAGAGGCGGCCGCUCGGGUAGAGACGGCCGUACUCGGAAGACACAGGAGGAACUGGAUGCCGAGAUGGCUGACUACUUUGGCGGAGGCAACUCCGGAGAGUCUGCGCCUCAGCCGAACGGUGGCGCUGCCGCUGCCGCGGUACCCGCCGCGAACGACGAUAUUGAUAUGAUCGAGUAAAACCCUGGUCCAGCUCAGUCUGACCUUGGUUUAUGCUACACGGAAUGUCUCGGGCUAGUCGCCAGACCAAGUUACGAGAGAGGAGAAGCCUGGUUGAGAACCGUGGAAAGCCAGUUGUCAGAAAACCCCCCAUUGUGCGCCUUCACCAAUAGCAUCGUGGACCCUUAACUAUAGAAGUCAACAAUAACACCAGCAGCUUGUUGAAGAACCUGAUCUGAAUCCGGAUUACAGUCCGCGCAUGGUCCAAAAUCAGGGACUCGAGUGAACCAGGGCA